Saccostrea echinata is the source of this 1839-nucleotide messenger RNA. RefSeq names its product low-density lipoprotein receptor-related protein 4-like. The record is from RefSeq and is a predicted model, not a curated record. The coding region runs from base 1 to 1839 and encodes 612 amino acids. The transcript is spliced from 15 exons. NCBI's taxonomy places the organism in Eukaryota, Metazoa, Mollusca, Bivalvia, Ostreida, Ostreidae.
AUGCUGGAAGUGCGAUUUGUCAGUGGUAGAGAUGUAUGGUUUCCCAUUAUUGAAUUGUCUUACUCUGCUAUUGAGACAUUUGCAGUUGAUGCCAACUUACAUCUUAUCUAUUUUGUGGACAGCAAUAGUAAUGAACUGAAAGAAUUGAAUAUAAUUAAAAGCACGGUAACACCGCUAGCCAGUGUUUCUGUUACAACAGGAGCAGUUCUCCAAAAGCUGGAUAGAAUUCGUGAUGUCUCCCUAACGUGCAGGCAUCGAAUGGAAAGUGAAAAACAUUUUAAACACAAGUUAACAAAUUUCGAUACACCCUGUAGUAAACUCAAUGAGAGAAGUGAUCUGUAUUGGAUUUCGGGAACAUCUAGAAAGGUCAUAAUGAAAGGAAACUGGAAUAGGAAUGCUCCCCUCACCAUUAUUUCGGGCGACAAUCUAGUUGAUCCAAAAUCUCUUCGAUACGAUGUGACUAGUCACCGAAUAUACUGGCUAGAUAAUUCAUAUAUUAGAAGCUCAAUGACCGAUGGAUCGGAUAUUCAAAGACAUGUCAUGGCAUCGGUUGCAACACAUAUAUCUAUUUCCAAGGACUAUUUCGGUUGGAUAGGUGGUAACAGUACAUACUUUGCGAGAAAGACUUCUGUGUCAUAUGAAGUAGAAAUAGAAAGUGGGAUGAUAAAUCAAUCACAUAUAACCGUGUUCGAUUCUUCCCUUCAGCAGGAUAGAAGAAGCAGUUGUCAAAUACUGAAUGGGGGUUGUGAGAACAUAUGCGUGCCGAAUCAAAAUAGUCACAAAUGUGAAUGUGAUUUUGGUCUACAGCUUAAAGAAGAUGGAACAUGCAAAAGCAGUAUAUAUUCGAGAAAUUUUAUUCUUGUAUCGGACACUUCCCAUGGAAGAAUCCUUCAAAUUGACAUCAACACAGGAAACAUAGUUAAAUUACCUACAAGUAUACGAGAUUCUCGAGGAAUUACGUUUGAUAAAUUAACAACAGAGAUCUUUUACUCGGAAGCCUCAACAAACACUAUAAUGUCUACUACAGUCCAUGGAGAGAACACGUCUUUGGUCUAUGCGACAGGUUUAGCUAUCGCACAUCGUAUCGCCAUUGACUAUUCAACGGGAAAUAUUUACUUCACUGCUGCAGUAUUUUUGUUCUGGACUGAAAAUAAAAUGGCAAUAAGCAGAUCGUAUAUGGAUGGAACAUCAAGAAUGUAUAUUGCAAGAAAUGAUACUGGAUGGCCGACUGGUCUGGCCAUUGAUUUUGCCGCCAACAGACUCUAUUGGGCAGAUGGUUUGAAGAAUACCAUAGAGUAUUCAGAUCUGAAUGGUGAUAAUCAAGGUAUUCUAAUAAAAGACGCUGACGCCCAAUUGAUGAGCGUUAUAGUUCAUGGACAAUAUCUCUAUUAUACUGCAUGGAAUCGACAACGCAUUACAAAAAUGGAUAAAACAACAGGUGUUAAGAUAACCUUUAUGUCAAAUCACCCAGAGCUUGGAAGACUGGACAGUCUAGUUAUGUAUGCGGACGAUACAGUUGAUGUGAACGCCAUUUGUUCUAAGAAGAACGGUAACUGCAGUACAUUCUGUUUUCCAACACCAACUGGACGAACAUGCGGAUGUGAGGACAGUGUUAAUUUGGAGUCAGAUCAAACAACAUGUCAAGGAGUACAUCGCUGCAAUACUUCUUCCCAAACGGUUAAUGUGCUUGACUGCCAUGCAUUUCCCGGCGAAACCUGCGAAUUUGAGUGCAAAACUGGAUUGAUGCCUGCUGUUUAUGCAUCUGUUAAAUGUGAUCUGUUUGGCCAAUGGAAUCCACCUUUGACUCAUCUCUGUGCAGAUCAAAAGAAGAGGUUUUGA